Messenger RNA from Mercenaria mercenaria, 2307 nucleotides. RefSeq lists its product as uncharacterized. The record is from RefSeq and is a predicted model, not a curated record. NCBI's taxonomy places the organism in Eukaryota, Metazoa, Mollusca, Bivalvia, Venerida, Veneridae. Gene Ontology annotation, molecular function: copper ion binding; dopamine beta-monooxygenase activity. The transcript is spliced from 10 exons. Bases 117 to 1844 code for a protein of 575 amino acids.
UCACUAUAUAUUGACUUAUUGUAGCUCUAAGUUUUGGACGUGUGCUCAUCGAAAUUCUGUCGCAAAAGUUUUAAUUUCGUUAAAAUGUUUACGUUUAUAACUGCUUGAUUCGGACCAUGCUCUUUAAAAUGUCUGGAUUGAAUAGUUUGCUUUCCAGAGCUUUAGUGCUGUGCACAUUGGCUGUAGUUUGCACGUGUUAUCCAUAUUUACGGGAAAAUUUUCCGAACGGAAAGAACGUACCACAUCCGUGCAUCAAAGGAGACAUUUGGGAAGGGGUCGGACAUGAAAAUUCGAGAGGGGCGGGAACAAGAAACAUCUUUGGGAUGGACUUUGAAAACAAUAACCUGGUAUGGGACGCAGAACUCUGCAAAAAGGAUUCGGACGGAGAUGGAAAAACAAAUGGCGAGGAACUAGGCGAUCCUGACUGCACGUGGACUCCAGACACGAACCCGAAAUACACUACCGGACUGUCGCAUCCAGGUAUCUGUGAACCUUUUGACAGUCCCCAAUGUGGCGGGAAACCAUCUUUCGUCAAUUGUCAGGACACAGGAAAUUUCCAGUGCGACGCAGUAAAUGAGCCAGAUACGUUUAACUACACGAUCCGGUUCCCGGAGACACCGGUACCAGCAAAAGAGACAACCUAUAUCUGUGUCACGUUCGAGCUCCCCAAGGACAAGCAGUACCACCUAGUGGCCGCUGCACCGGACAUAGACAACUUGCAUGUCAUGCAUCACAUAUUGAUCUUUGGUUGUGAAGGAGCUGACAAAGCUCCCAGAAAUUUAAUGGAACCGGAAGAAUGUGGCGCGAUUAUGGGUGGCUGUCGAGAACUAAUUGCAGCGUGGAGCGCCGGUGGUAUAGGCCAAUGUCUUGACAAGAACAUGGGGUUUCUUGUAGGAGCAGACAAAGGGCUGAAAUAUGCGGUGAUGCAGCAUCACUGGAACAACCCGCAGGAAGUUACCGACUAUACAGACAGUUCCGGAAUGACACUGUACUUGACUCCGAACCUCCGACCAAACAACGCAGGAGUACUUAUCACCGGUCAGGGUAGCCUUGACAUUCCUCCAGGGCAGAGUUCUUACCCUGUCACAGGUUCAUGUGGCGCAGACUGUUUGUCACAGAUGAUGGACGGCAACAUUUAUGUGUCACAGGUUGCCAAUCACAUGCAUUUACUCGGGGCAGCACAGCACACAGAGCUGCGUCGAAACACCGCAUUUAUGAUGUAUCUUGCGCAAGACAAGGUGUAUGACUACAAUACGCCUGUUACACAUAUUCACAGUGAUCCUGUUAUGAUACAACCGGGCGAUGAGCUGAAGACUACGUGUAUAUAUUCUUCUAAAACCAGGACAACGACAACGAAAUUUGGGGACGCCACGUCUGACGAAAUGUGCCUAGCCUUCUUCACGUACUAUCCGAAAGAAAAUCUGAGGACUGGCAUGUGUGUGUCAUGGAAGAGCUUAAGUCACUGUGAAACGAGACACAAGGAUGUGGUUCGUGGGUGUGAAAUACGUAAAAUGUUAAAUCUUCUUGAUCCCGACACAAUAAAAGUUUAUGGGAAAGUGAACGAGCUAUGCGAUCCGGGAGAAUGUCACAAGGAAUGCUUCGACUAUGUGAAAGAAUUAAAGCAACAUCCCUGUUUCUCCGGAGAUGUUGGUAAAUUACUCAGAUCAUUCUCUACUGGAAAAGGCACAGUCGGACUAGAAAUGGUAGCAUGGUUUGCUCGACUUGACUCCUGUGACGUUGAACUCAUGAAAGAGAAACGUGGGGAUAUCAACGCCGGUUAUACCACUACGUCUUCUUACACAACAUUGCUUCUGGUCUUAAGCCUGCUUUUGAUGUAUUGUUAAACUCAACACUUUUCUUUGCUUAUCUGACCUUGUAUCUCCACAAACGACCUACUACUGAAGCAAAUAAAAAACGUCAUGACAAUGUUACAAAGAUAAAACUCGUGAAUAUUACAGAAAUUUGCACAAAAGAACAUUUUCAGCUUUAUGAAUAAUACGACCACUGUACAAGAAGCUUAACAGAGUGACACCAUCUGGAGUAGAUAGUGGUUAUUGAAGCCUUUUUAUACCCAUAAGAGCACAGAUUUGUUAAAGAGGGAUGAAAUCUGACAGACUGAUCAGUGAGAAAGAAUAAUUCAAGUACAUAUCUUUUUUGUGCUAUAAAUGCAAUCUUAAAUAUAUAUGUUUUUAACUGAUGUAGCUAAAAUGUUGAUAACAAACAAUAAAACUUUGUCAUGCACUUCUGGCUUUCAAUUUAACUUGGCACAAAUGGUCUUUAUAUAACAUAACAAUUUGUCGCAUACAA